UUCUCUCUCUCCCUCGCCCUCGCCCUCUCGCUCCGACCUGCACGCACCACCAGGUCUCUAGUCACGAUGGACCGCGAGCAGUUCCGCAAGGCCGGCUACGCCGCUGUCGAUCGGAUCUGCGACUACUUCGAGAACCUCGAGAGCUACGACGUCGUGCCAAAGGUCCAGCCGGGCGACAUUGCUCGCCUCAUCGCCGAUGAGGCGCCGCAAGAAGGAGAGCCAUGGGAGAACAUCUCGAAGGACUUUGACCGGGUCAUCCUGCCCGGCAUCACGCACUGGCAGCACCCGAACUUCUACGCCUACUUCCCCGCAAACACGACCUACGAGUGCAUCCUCGCCGACAUGUACGCCGGUGCCGUCAGCAAUCCUGGGUUCAACUGGCUGUGCUCGCCCGCAUGCACCGAGCUCGAGUCAAAGGCGACAGACUGGGUCGCCAAGCUGCAUGGUCUCGACGACACGUGGCAGAACGAGGGCAAAGUCGGCGGCGGGGUCAUCAACGGCUCAGCGUCCGAGUCGUGCCUCACCGUCUGCAUCGCCGCUCGCGAGCGUUACCUGCGCCUGCACCCGAACACGCCGUUCGCCGAGCUCGUCAUCGUCGCCACGACGCAGACGCACUCGCUCGCGGCCAAGGCGGCCCUCAUCCUCGGCAUCGAGUUCGUCGCCAUCGAGACCAAGGAGGAGGACGACUGGGCCUUGAGGGGAGACGGGCUGCGCACGGCGCUCGAGGAGAUCGAGGGUCAGGGCAAGAAGCCGUUCAUCCUCAUCGCAACUCUCGGGUCGACGAGCACCGGCGCCGUCGACAAGUUUGGCGAGAUCACGGCCGUCACCGCCGACUACCCUUCCCUCUUCCUCCACAUCGAUGCCGCAUGGGGCGGCGUCUUCCUCUCGCUCCCCGAGUGCCACGACGAGACCUUCCUGUCGGCCAUCAACGCUCGGGCGCCGCAGUCGGCCGACGACGUCGGCGAGGGCGCUAUCUGCGCCGGCGGCGAGGUCCACUCGAUCUCGAGCAACUUGCACAAGUCGGGCUUGGUCACGUUCGACGCCAACUGCCUGUGGAUCCGCGACCGGGCCCUCCUCACUUCGGCCCUCGACGUCACGCCGCCUUUCCUCCGCACCGCUCAAGCCUCAGCAGGUCUCGUCACCGACUACCGCAACAUGAGCAUCUCGCUCGGCCGCCGCUUCCGGUCGCUCAAGAUCUGGUUCGCCCUGCGCUCGUACGGCGUCACCGGCUUCCAGAAGCACCUGCGCCAGCUCAUCUCGCGCGCCGAGGUCUUUGAGCGCGCCCUCCUCGACGCCGACAAGGGCGUGCCCGGCGUCGUCCUUUUCACGCCCCGGCGCUUCUCGCUCGUCGUCUUCCGCGUCGUCAGCCUCGCCGCCGCAACCCCUAGGAGCGACACGCCCGACGCCGUCGCCGCCCGCCUCGAGCGCGAGAACGCGCUCAACGCGAGCGUGGUCCGGCACGCCAACGAGGACUCGAGCCUCAUGCUCACGCCGACGACGGUCGGCGGCAAGAACUGCGUCCGCAUCGCCAUCGGCAGCCCCAACACCGAGGACCGACAUGUGCUCGACCUUGUCGAAAAGAUUCGGCGGCUCGUCGACCGCGCUCGCGAGGAGGUCGGCGACUCGAAGCAGUUGUAGAUCUAGAGCUGUCGAGCGAGCAACGAGAUGUAUUCUGCAGACGC
Molecule: messenger RNA, 1682 nt
Organism: Rhodotorula graminis WP1
Lineage: Eukaryota; Fungi; Basidiomycota; Microbotryomycetes; Sporidiobolales; Sporidiobolaceae
Exons: 13
Coding region: 67-1638 (523 amino acids)
Biological process (GO): amino acid metabolic process
Molecular function (GO): pyridoxal phosphate binding; carboxy-lyase activity
Source: RefSeq, a predicted model, not a curated record